Molecule: messenger RNA, 821 nt
Organism: Tribolium castaneum (red flour beetle)
Lineage: Eukaryota; Metazoa; Arthropoda; Insecta; Coleoptera; Tenebrionidae
Exons: 5
Coding region: 107-652 (181 amino acids)
Biological process (GO): GPI anchor biosynthetic process
Cellular component (GO): glycosylphosphatidylinositol-N-acetylglucosaminyltransferase (GPI-GnT) complex
Source: RefSeq, a predicted model, not a curated record
CAUCAAAUUUCCCCAAACAACGUCAAAAAAUAAACAUAACCUCAGAAGAUCCUCUGAAGUGUCCAAAACCUGUGAUCAUUAAAAACUUAUCUAAAAUGCUUCCGUUAUGGUCAAAUACGCCGUCAGUAAAGCGAAAAUGUUUACUUCUAAAAAUCUCUCCGGAAUUGAGACGGUUCUAAAAGUCGACAAGCAAGGAAAAUCGGUGAUUAUAACCCUUGAACAAAAAGUCUCGUCGUUGGUGUACAAGGGUGCCGUUUAUGUGAUUGGGGCUGUCUUGGCUCUAGUUGCUGUUUAUUUAUUUCUUGUGAGAAAUGUGGACGUUAUUAAGUAUCUCACUGCCAUUUUUCUUAUUAUCUUGUCAUAUCAAUUUUUAGGGGUGGUUUAUGAAGAGUCGUUAGUGAUGGUGCAUUCCUUGGGAUAUCAGGUUACUUCCAAAAGUCUUGUCGGUCAGACAGAUUUGUUCAUUCCUUGGAACCAAGUACAAAGUAUUUUUAUUAAUGAGGUUAUUGUUAGGCAUAAAGUGAUUCAUUUGUUAACUAUCUUAACCAAAGAAAAAGGAAAGGAAAAGCUGAUACCUUUAUUUUUGGAUCUACAGCCGCGGCUGAAACAUUUGGAGAUAAUUUGCAAGCAUUUAAAAAGUCCAAGCAGCUGAUAGUACUGAUUUCCUCUACCUCUUGAAGUUUGCCGUGUAGGUAUUUUAAAACUGCAUAAAGAGUUUUAAUCAUAAAUUACUGUUAGUUAUUUUUUGUGGUUCAUUGUUUUAUAUUGUAAAUAAUUUGGUUAAUGUAGGCAACCAACAAUACAUUUUUUAAAUCAAAUAA